Trichobilharzia szidati is the source of this 6605-nucleotide messenger RNA. The record is from the annotation of a GenBank genome assembly. Lineage: Eukaryota; Metazoa; Platyhelminthes; Trematoda; Strigeidida; Schistosomatidae.
CUGACGUACUCAGUCAAAAAUUAGAAUACAUGACACUGUGUUUUGUAUAUGGGGAAUAGACCUUCGAGUAAAAUUUAUCCGUAUUACUUCUUCCCUGAAAUUAAUCGACAGGCAGACAUAUAUACAGGUAGCAUAUUGUGAGCCACGUGUUAAUAAGUCUCACAGUCGAACUCAUCUAUACCCAGACGUGUGAGAGAUACGAUCACAAAUCACACACACACGAGUUAAUCUACACAGCCCCUGUCUACCACUAGUACUACUGCUACUACUACUAUUGCUACAAAUAAUCAUAGUAAUAAUAAUAAUAACAGUCACAUAAGCAGCGUGUCAAGGUGAUUUCUACUAUCAUACAUACACACACACACAAAUAGAGACAUACACACAACUCUGUGGGGCACAAAAACAUAUCACUGGUGUUUUGCCUUCUGCCUCUAGGCCUCCCAUCUGUCACUAUAUAAAUUGGUGGAUCACACAUUUUAUGCCUCAUUUUGCUGUAUGAUACAGUUCGACGUGUAAAUUAUUAUCUCUCUUGAGUGAUUUAUCACUUAGAGAAGAAAAAUUGUCACACCCAUAUUAUUCAUACAAUAUAAUAAUAUUUCGAAGAAAACUUGAUGUUAUAAAAAGCUUCAUUGCAUUCCAUUUUUACAAAAUUCAUUAAAAUAUUAUCGCCGUUGUGCUUUCAAAUCAAUUACAACAGAAAAACAAAACAUCCUCUCUCCCUACACCUUUUUUGUUGUUGUUGCCUACUUGAACAUUAAUAACAACAGCGAAGAAAAAAAAGAAGAAGAAGUAUACACAAAGAAGAAUGUGGAUGCAAGAUUGUGAUCAGUGUGCUUCAGCUAAAUUAGGAGGUCUACAAGUGUGGAUGCAACACUUAACAGAUGAACAUGCUAUACCAACUGAAUGGCCAAGUGAUCGAGCCGCUAAACUAACCGGUACCAAUGCUCUACGACCGUAUACAACCAUUGCUGAAUCAAAAAAGAAACGAAGAAAAGACAGUAUUCCAAGACCACUGAACAGUUUCAUGGUUGCUAGCAGCCGGCGAGAAAUCAACAAUAAUGAUAAUAUUAAUAAUAAUAUGGAUCCAUGUUAAUCCGUUCAAAUUGUGUUAUACUUCCUCUCUUUUCAGAUCAUAGGCAUUAUUUGUUCAAUUUCACAAGAUCUCUUUGUUUUACAUUUUCUUACAGCUAUUUGCACAACACAUUCGUCGUAAUGUACUACGUGUAUUCAGUGACGCAUCGAAUUCUGUUAUAAGUCAACAGCUGGGCGAUUUAUGGCGUACAGUGCCCAGAAGUUGUCGUAAUCAGUAUGAUGAUGAGGCUAACCGACUAGUUAAAAUUCAUCAGAUUGAAUUUCCUAAUUACAAGUAUCAACCGAAAAAGCGUCAGAUCACAUCAACUGUAAGCAGUACAACAGAACACCACUCUCGUACAGCUAUUCAUCAUCACCAUAACAAUCACAACAACAACAGCCACAAUAACAACAACGCCAAUGCUAACAUCAACGUCAGUGGAAUAAAUGCUAAUAAUACACAGUCGGUUAUGUCGGUGACGAUACGAGAUGAUCAAACUGCAACGACCAAGUUGGUCUCUACUAGUUUAAUUAAGUCGCAUAACGAGUACAGUACACAGUCCUGUUCUGUAACAAGUAAACCUCCAUGCGUGAGUCGUGGUUACUCGUCAUUGAACGGACAGGCUAGUAAUUCUGUUCUAAGAAACCAAGUGAACGGUAUGAUGAGUGUUGGAGGCUAUAGGAAUAGUGGGGUAAAUUUAAUCAACAACUUUGAAACAAGCCCUCUAAAGCAAACCUGUAACACAAUCUAUGCUAAAUUGGAGUCUAAGCCAUUGAGUAUUAAUACUAUUAAUAGUAUCAAUGGUAGUAUCGCCAGUAAUGGUAAUAAUAAUAACAACAACAAUAAUCCUAUAAAUAGUCAAACACUAUCAUUCAGGCCAAGCUCACAUAGUCUGUCAGCCGUCCUUCCACCACUGCUAACAUUAUCUCAACAUACAGGUGGACUAAAUGAUCAGUUUCAAAAUGGAAUAUGCGAUUCGGCUUAUGCAUCUGGGAUAAACAGCUCCUCGUCGUCAUCAGCUUCUUCACCAGCAGUCGGUGAACUGAUCUCUCCUGCCAAGUCAUGUUCGUCUACAUCUUCGAUUAACAAAACAAAUAAAACAUCGCCUAUUCGCAGAAAAAUCCACUUCAUCCCUAUCAGACCACAAUCACAACAACUGCCACCUGUGGUUAAUCAGCCUACCCGUCAACGAUUUCUAUCCGCCAACAAUGGCACCAGUAGUAUAUCGAGUGGUGCUGGUGUACAAAUGAUGAAUGGAUUCCAGUUUAAAUCGCACUCAGAGAAUGUAAUCAUUUCACGGAUGUCUAAUGAUCAAGCAAGGCAGCCACAAAAAUAUUCUGGUGAAGAAAUGAAUGAAACCAUUCUGCUACACGAUAAUGAUUUACUGACAACGGAUAUCUUAACACCAGUUUACAUACAACUGGAUCAUGAAGGCCGAGGUCCCACAGAAGGUUUGAUGUUCACACUGCCACCGGGUACAGCAAUAAUUCAGACAAAUGGAGAUAUUGGACGCAUACCCUUCCAAACAAACUCAUCUCAUCCAUCAACAACAACAACAACAACCACAACAAGACGCAUUUAUAUAUCUAACGGAAAUCGGAUUAUACCAACUGUGCCUAAGUCAGUACAAGUUUUACAACCGUUGAAAGUGAUGAAUGUCAUCAAUCAAAACUCGUCGUGUACAGAUUCUGUCACUUGUAGUCCAGCUGUCAAUUCAGAGAUGCUGUCUUCCUCACCGUAUAGUUGUAAUUCUUCACCAACUUCUGUUGUAUCACCGUUAUCUGCUGAUGUGUUUCUCCCAAUGCAACAAGUUGAAGUCGUUUCCAGCUCUAAUAUUCAAAAACGAGAGUCGCCUUGCAUGAAUAUCUAUCAGUUUGAUGCACAGAAUGAACCAGACAUGUGCAUAGAGGAAGAAAUAAUGAUGGAUGACGAAAGGAUGACAAAUUUUAAUUCACAACAGUCAGAUACAAUGACAAAUAUUAUCUGUAUGGACGAAUGUGUGGAAGGUACGAACGAAUCAUUCUCGUCUUCCAUUAUUCCUCAUUGGUCGUCUAAUCUACCGACUAGUGAAUCGAUGGAACCGUCUUCUUCUUCUUCUUCAUCAUCAUCUAAAAUGCCGAGAAUAAUGACAUCAGCUGCAACAACGAUGACACCGACACCACCACCACCAACAACAACCACAACCAUAACAAGGAUAAAACUGGAAGACGAUCGUCAACUGUCGCCUGGAUAUAUGACAACUAGACUUCCACCAUUGUCUGUAGAUGUAAUGAAAUCUUCAAAUAGAAAUUUAAUCUCAUCAUCAUCGUUAUCAACAACAUCAAAUCAUACAACAAGUUGUAUGAUUAAUGAAAAUGAUAUCUCCGAUACCGAUUUCCCUAUAACAACAGAUGAUAAUUUCGAUUCCAGUUUUGAUGCAAUGAUGAAUUCAAUUGAUAUUACAACAUUUCUACCCGGUACAUUUCAAUCGAAUGAAGAACAGCAAUUUAAUGGGGAUUAUGAUAAUGAGUUAAAUCGACAAUUGCAGUCCACAUCAUAUGAUCUAGAAUAUUCUAACACCAAUGAACAUGCUGCGGGUAAUAAUAGUAGUAGUAAUAAUAAUAAUACUAGAAAUAAUGACAACACUGAUAACCAUCUAAUGAAGAUCGAUGAAUUCGACGAUACUUGUCAGAGAAUGACUGCAUCACCAUUCAUUGGGGAGCAUACUUCUUCAACACUUUAUAGCAUUAAACCUGAUAUUGAUUUUUCGGAUAAUCAUGAAUCGUAUACUAGUACUAAUACUACUAAUGCUACAAUGAAUCGUACUAUGACUGUGAGUAGUAGUGCUUCAUCCUCAUCACAAAGCGAUAAUAAUAAUUAUUUUCCACACAAACAAAUGUCAAAUUUAUCAAAGUCUUCACUUUCACAACCAUCGUCAACAUCAUCAUCGUCAUGUCUAUUAUCACAGGCGUCAGGUGUGCCGACGACAGCUUCAUCGGUAAGAAUGAAUUCACUAGAAGAGAUAUUGAAUAGUGCUCCACAAAUUUAUUCAUCAUCUUUAGCUGAUUUGGAUUCGUUAGAUAAGUCAAGUUUAUUCGUUAUAAAACCUGAUUGGUCUGUGGUGGCAUAAUAAUACAACGACUACGUUGAGCAUUUAAACAUUCUAAAUUUUUGCUAAACAUGUGUUUGUUUGUUUGUUUGGGUGUGUGUAUGUGUGUAUGUGCCAGCGUGCGUGCGUAUAUCUCGUUAGUUACACAUAUAUAACAAAUGCAUACAUGCACAGACAUACAAUAAUAUAUAUUCUCUCAGCAUAUCUAAGUUGCAUAACUCAGGUGUUUGUUCUUUUCUCGUUUCCUUAUUUAAAUAACAUUAAAACAUUUUUAAGUAAACCAUUGAAAAUGGUACAAUUUUGCUAACUUCAUAUUUAAUAUCUUAAUAUCUAUUCAUUAAAUACACAUAUAUAUAUUCAUUCGUACGAAAUUUUCAUACACAUUUGUUUAUCUGCAUUAAUAUUUAUAAGUAUGGUGUGCAACCCGCUGGAUUCAAGCAUUUAACUAAACACACAGACACAAUGAUUCUCGAACUUUAUCACUAUAAAACAACUUAAUUUUAUACUGAUAAAACACCGACAAUCCUAAGUUUUCUACUUAAAUAUAUAACACACAUAUUUUUCUUCUCUGAAAGUAGUAUCUCUAAUAUUUAUGUAUAAUAUGCUGAUUGCUGAUUAAUAACUCGUUGGAUAUUUUCUCUGCAGUUGAAUAAAACUAAUAUAUAUUUCCUUCAGGUUGUACAGUACACACACACACUUUUCCCCUUUGUGCUUUCUUAGUUCUGUUUUGUUUUUUUUUUUUACUGAAAAAAAACUUAUUUUAUAAUAAAAAAAACUGAAAUUAGUCAUACUACUUGCCAGUAAAAUUUUAAAUAGUAGUCGUUAGUUGUCAUUAGUAGUAAUGUAAUGUAAUGUAAUGUAAUGACUAUUUAGUAGUAUUAGUCUGUAAUUGUGAGAUACUGUUUGUUGUUAGCUCUAUAUGGUGGUGGUAGUCAGUUUUUACUUUUGGAUUGAGUAGCGUACUUAGUUAGUAUAUUGAGGCCAAUUUCUCUCCUCCCUCCCUCCCUCCUCUUUAUCCUUUUUUUUGAUAAUGACCACUUCUUCCCUAGUUGAAGUUUAUUCACACUCAAUCAACUGAUCAUCUCAGGACAACUUAAAUUCUACUUUUUCAUAUGCAUACAGAUAAUAUAUAUUCUUGGAAAUUUAUGUUAUUGUUUUAUUGUUUUUUUUUCAACACGCAUUAGAUGUGAACAGUAGUUUUUGAAUGAUCUGCCUUCAUCUUUUCAUUUAUAUAUAGCCGUUAAUAUACAUGCACAUAUAUAUGCAUACAUAAUACCGCGAUCACCUUUUAUAUUCCCUAUGUACACUAGACAUUUUACUGCCUAGAGUGCUCUUCUUUUUUUUUCGGAGUGAAGUGGUUCUAUGAAGCUGUCCAGCGUCAGCGAUAACUAUUACAACAACAACAACAACAGCAGGGGUGAUCAUGGCGUGGAAGGGAGGAAGAACAUCGACAGCAUGGAAGCAAAUGAAGCUAAGCAUCAUCUGUCGACUCUUUCUACCCCCUGUCUCCCCCCUCCCUCUCUCUUUGUCUCAAAAGUGUGCAAAACGCUGAAUCCUCACGCAUAUAAUAUCUGGUUUCAUAUGCGAACAAAUGCACAUGAGUAUAAGUCAUUGAGUCAUACAAUCACUGAUUUAUUCAGUCAGUCAGUUAGUCAUCCAGUCACUCACUCACUUCUCUGUUCUCUCUCUCUCGGUCUCUCUAAUUCAUCUACUUAUUGAUUCACUGAUUGUUUCAGUUGUCUCAGGUGGUCCCAUUUUCUACUCACUGUGGUUUACACAUUAGUCUUUUAUGAAUACAAUCUAUUAUUAUUAUUUUUUGAAAGUUUUAGGGAAGUUUUGUUUGUCGGUUUUCGUUUGUUUGCUGUUAUUGUUGAUGUUGUUUUACUACUUACUAUAUAUUACUAUUUUUGUCCCUUUCUCUCUCUCUCGUCUCAUCUACUUCAUAUGGGAUGAAACGAAGUGAACUCACCAUUCAGGGCCACUAUAUCACACUGUGUGUGUGUGUGUGUGUACCAUUAUGGCUGCUAAUAUUACUAUUCAAUGAUACUUUUUAAUGGAUAUUUUAAUUUUUGCCUCAUAUAAACAAAAACUAUACAUUUAUAUAUAUGUGCGUGUAUACAGUGGUAGCUGGUAAUGAUGGAGAAGGAGUGAGCGGCGAUCAGACUGAAGGUUAAUACUACUUUUCCUGCAAGUACUACUACUACUACUACUAAAACUGCUGCUGCUACAACAGACAUAUUACAGACAACAAUACUGACAUCGACAAUGUCAUUUUACUACUAAUAAUAAUGCAAACAAUUGUAAUGUUUUUGAUGAAUUUGCCUUGUUUUGUUUGUUUGAUUGUUUGUUUAUUUGUUUUUUUUAAAAAAAAAGAAGUGAAAAAUGAAAAUUAACACAGAAGAAUAAAGAAACAUUGUUGAACAAGUCUAGUAGUGUUCUCCCCUU